GAGCACCUCUUUCUCACUCAGCAAUCUUAUGUUGUAUUUUUCUACUGGUUGAGUGUCUCUAUAAUCAGAACCAGAAUAAUAGACCGUCAAUUAUCCAAGUAGAGAAAAUAUAUUAAUCUUUAAAAAACCCAAAUAUAUUUCUUUUAAAAUUUGACAUUGAAUGUUUAUACAAACAAUAAUAAUCCUAAAACUCUUUAUUUUCAUUGAACAGGUUAUGACCCAGACCGCCCACAUCAUGGACACAGCAAGCUCCCAAUACACCACAGCAAGCUCCCAAUACACCACAGCAAGCUCCCCGUACAAAGUACAUCAAUGUUCUAAGUGUCCGGGGGACACAGCGUACCAUUGUGUAUCGUGUCCAUGUGAUCUGUGUCCCCAGUGUAAAGAGAACCAUGUAAAAGAUCUCCAAACAAUAGACCAUGAUGUUGUGUCACACCGUGAUAAAAUCAACUACAUCCCAACACAAGAGAUCUGUGUGAGACAUCCUAGCCAUGUUUAUACAAAGUACUGUGAACCUUGUCAAGUUCCUGUCUGUUUCCACUGCAGAAAACAUAGAACUCACAGACAACUAGAUGUUAAAACAGCCUAUAAAACAAAGCGACAACAACACAGAGGAACCAUUCACACCAUCAGAAGUGAGGCUCUCUUUUACAGACCUGUUCUCCUGACAGGAAUCAAAGCUGAUGUCAAAACCUGUCACACAGAAUUCUCCCCCCUUCAAUCAGAGAUGUUAACAAAGGCCCAGAGACUGAAGCAUCUCAUUGACUAUGUGGUAUAUGAUCUAUUGAACAAUGUGUUAUGUUACUUUGAUUUCAAACACAGAUGUAAAAAACAAAAGAUAAAAAUGAUCAGACAUAUUGUCAGACUAAGGAGAUAUGAACACAGAUAUGUACAGCCAGCAUUCACAUUCAGUGUGCUACAAUUCCUCUCAUUCACAAAGACAGCCCUCCGUAAAAACAUAAAGACAGCCCUCCCCCAGAGACAUCUUACACUCCACACCAGCCAGCUCUCCAUGACUGAGUCACUCAACAAGGAGGAUGUGAUGGAGUCACUGAGUGCAAUCCAAAUCACAGAGAGAGGAAACCGACGCGUAGGAAACCAGUGUCUGCUGAAACUGACGUCUGGUGCUGAGCUCCAUCAAUCUCUCACAGUGACAGGUGUUGAUGGUUGUUUUCACAUUUCCUGUGUGACAUCAGACCGGGUCUGGGUCACUGGUUAUAACAAUCUCAUGUUGACAGACACAACAGGUGUCCCUCUACAUCGUGUGAAGGAUUCAUGUUGUGGUAAUGGAUUACACACAGUGAACAGUGAGAGUGAACUGAUUUAUAUAGAUAGGAAAUAUAACAUCAACAAACUGUCAAAGGAUAUGAAAACAACCACCACAUUUAUAGAGAGAACAGACUCUACAUGGGUACCACAGUGUGUGUACUGGUCCCCGUCCACUGGGGAUCUACUGGUCGGGAUGUAUAACUAUGAUAAAAAGACAGGCAAGGUAACCCGGUACAACCAGAGUGGACAACUCACACAAACCAUACAGUACAACAACACAGGACGGGGACUGUAUAGACAACCUCGCUAUAUAACAGAGAACAACAAUGGGGAUGUCGUGGUGUCUGACUCAUUCAGUGCUGUAGUGGUGACAGAGCGUGGAGGAAGACAUCGUUUCUCCUACACAGGACAUCCAUCAGGAUCACGACUAUAUCCACGUGGAAUCUGUACUGACGCGCUGUCACACAUCCUGGUGUGUGAUGUUACAACAGUACAGAUGAUAAAUAAGGACGGUCAGUUCCUGUCACAUCUACUGACAGAAUCACAAGAGAUGCGUGUACCAUGGAGCCUGAGUUAUGAUGUCAACACUCACCGUCUCUGGGUCGGAUCACUGGACAACAACAAGGUGUAUGUCUACAGGUAUAUCACCAGACAGGACGCUCUGACAGAUGAACACAGACCCCGUCCUGAUGGAGACACACGAUACACGACACCUCCUCACAACAAAACUCAUCAACUAAACGAAAAUAAACACAGACCCCGUCCUGAUGAGGACACCAUGUCCAGCUCAACACCAGCCGUAUAAUGGAGAUAGCUGGGAUAUUGACAGAAAAGCUGCUUUUUUAAACGCCUUCAGGGGGAGACAGUAGAAAACCUGCCCGGAUUACCCAUAAUUCCAAUAGAGUUACAGAAGCUAAAUAAUUACCGGUCAUCAACGGACUUUGUGUUCUGUGCGUGAACUCUACAUAAACAACGUUUCAUGAAUGGACUCUGUAUCUGUGUAGGUGAACAAAAAUAACGCGUCAUCAAUGGACACUGUUGCUGUGUAUGUGAAAUCUGCACAAAAAUAACGCUUCAUCAAUAAACUUUGUAUCUGUAUAGGUGAAAUCUGCAUAUAUAACGCAUCCUCAAUAGACUCUGUGCUCUGUGUACCUUAUCUCUUUAUGAAUAAGGCAUCAUCAAUGGAAUCGGGUUUUUUUUGUGUAUGUGAACUCUACUGUAUUUGUUAUCAUACGUUUUUUAUUAAUUUUAUCUUAGUGUAAAUUUUGUCAGUAUAUAAUAUGUUUUACAUAUCUAAGCUCCUGAAAUUUCUGGUAUCUUUCGGUGCUAGGACGGAGAUGUCCAUUAUAAUUGUAGCCAAUGUGUCACAUGUUGUUGUUUUUUUCAAUUUUGAUUUUUACACAAAUAAUCUUGUAUGUUGUAGUAAACAUUAUAUUCAAAGGGGAAUAACUCAAAAUUUGUAUUUUUCAGUCAGGAUGAAAAAACAGUUAUUCCCCUUGAGAAUGAGAAAUGAAUUUGAUGGUGUUUAUCCCUGACAGUUUUAUUGGUAGGAUUGAAUAUCAGUUAAUGUAUUUUUACAAUAUAUCGUGAUCAUUUGGAAAGAAGUGAUCUGAUAAGCUUUUGAUAAGAAUUUGAUAAGUUUUAGAUGGUUUUUUAUACAAUGUUAUGUAGUUUUAAUUUCAAUAUAUUAAUAGUUGAUGUUAGAUUAAUUCAUUAAGUUUGAGCUGUGCAUGUGUAACAAUUGGUGCAUCAUAUAUUGCUUGUUGUGCUCAAAAUGUAGGUCACAAUGACCCAAUUAGAAUUAUGGUAGUUUAUGGUGAAACUAUUUUAGAACAUAUCUAUUUGGAAAAAAAAAACAAACUUGUGUUUUAGAAAUGAAGUACCAUUAAUCAUACCAGGAGUCAUUUACUCAUGUAUAUCAAUGUGAAAGUAGGUCAUGAUGACCUCAAUUUGUAUUUAGCAAGCUGCUAAUCCUAUGUGUUGUUAAUGGUGUUUAAGCACAUUUCUCACACUCUGUAUCUCUGUUGACCAGAUAGAUAGGACAACUCAAGUUAAUGUCAUUUUCUUUUGAGAAUUUUUUUGUUUUGUUUACGCACACAAUGAACGUGAUGAAAUACAUUUAUAACGUAUAUAUAGUAUUAUGUUUAUUUUUAUUGUGUUUACACUUACCAUGAAAAACAUAAUACUUGUAUACAAAUGAUGUUUGGGUAAAUGUAGCGAGCUGUAGAUAAAAGUCAAUAAACUUAAAGUGACAUGUC
This is a messenger RNA of Magallana angulata, 3527 nucleotides long. RefSeq lists its product as uncharacterized. Gene Ontology annotation, cellular component: chromatin; nucleoplasm. The transcript is spliced from 4 exons. Gene Ontology annotation, biological process: positive regulation of DNA-templated transcription. The record is from RefSeq and is a predicted model, not a curated record. NCBI's taxonomy places the organism in Eukaryota, Metazoa, Mollusca, Bivalvia, Ostreida, Ostreidae. The coding region runs from base 161 to 2074 and encodes 637 amino acids. Gene Ontology annotation, molecular function: zinc ion binding; ubiquitin-protein transferase activity.